Messenger RNA from Scatophagus argus, 2971 nucleotides. It is a transcript of the gene ublcp1, whose product is annotated as ubiquitin-like domain containing CTD phosphatase 1. The record is from RefSeq and is a predicted model, not a curated record. Gene Ontology annotation, biological process: protein dephosphorylation. Gene Ontology annotation, molecular function: protein serine/threonine phosphatase activity; protein binding. Gene Ontology annotation, cellular component: nucleus. Lineage: Eukaryota; Metazoa; Chordata; Actinopteri; Scatophagidae. Bases 401 to 1357 code for a protein of 318 amino acids. The transcript is spliced from 11 exons.
AUUUAUUCUCCUACGUCACUACCGGCAGGAUUCGGGACGCCAGGAAGAACAGCGUGUGCUUCUCUCGAUGAAUGAAACCGAACGGCAAACUUCAUUCAUUCACUGAGCUUUUCGACGAAAUUUGACAGCGUUUCCUAAGCACUACAUGUUAGCUCGCUCUGCCAGCUGUUGCCAGUUCCAGCGAAGCAUCCUGACACAUCUCCCGUUACUUUGCCUAUUCCCCUCUUUUUGCAAGGUGUUAAGUGUGCAUGCCUGUUACUGUAGCUGGAAACAUUUGCUUGAAAGUGUGUGCACUCGUCUGUACGCGUGCAUACCCAACUCCAGCUGCAGCCGCGCGCGUGUGUGUGAGAGAGUGUGUAUGUGUGUGUGAGUGUAUGAGUGUGAAGAGCCCUUGUGUGCCAUGUCGGUAUCAGUGAUCAUAAAGUGGGGAGGUCAAGAGUACUCCAUCAGUUCUCUGUCUGAGGAGGACACAGUGAUGGACCUGAAACAGUCCAUUAAGACCUUGACUGGGGUGCUGCCAGAAAGACAGAAACUACUGGGACUCAAGGUCAAAGGUAAACCUGCAGAGGAUGAGGUGAAGCUGGGCUCUCUGAAGCUGAAGCCUAACACAAAGAUCAUGAUGAUGGGUACCAGAGAGGAGAGCCUGGAAGAGGUUUUAGCCCCACCCCCGGAGAAUGAUGAUGUGGUCAAUGAUUUUGACAUUGAGGAGGAGGUCAUUGAAGUGGAGAACAGAGAGGAAAACUUGGCUAAAAUAGCCCGCAGAGUGAAAGACUACAAAGUGGAGGAGCUGAACCCUCCCAGAGAAGGAAAGAGACUUCUGGUACUGGAUGUGGACUACACACUGUUUGAUCACAAGUCGUGUGCAGAAACAGGUCACGAGCUGAUGAGACCGUACCUUCACGAGUUUCUGACAUCAGCCUACGAGGACUACGACAUUGUCAUCUGGUCUGCUACAAGUAUGAAGUGGAUUGAUGCCAAAAUGAAAGAGCUGGGGGUGACAGAAAACCCGAAUUACAAGAUUACGUUCAUGUUGGACAGUGCAGCGAUGAUCACAGUACACACUCCUAAGAGAGGAGUUGUGGAGGUGAAGCCCCUCGGCGUGAUAUGGGGGAAGUACGGGGAAUUUUACAACAGGAAGAACACCAUAAUGUUUGACGACAUCGGACGAAAUUUCCUCAUGAACCCACAAAACGGACUUAAGAUCCGACCCUUCAUGAAGGCCCAUCUUAACAGGGAGAAGGACAGGGAGCUGUAUAAACUGGCCCAGUACCUCAAAGAAAUCGCCAAGCUUGAUGACUUCAGUGGACUCAACCACAAACACUGGGAGAGGUACCUAUCUAAGAGGCAACACCACUGAGGGGGGGCCACAUCCUCGACAAAAACUGGACACUAGCAUCCCAUCAUCCAGUUCUCCCACACCUGUGCGCAAACUUGUGCUGUUACAGGUCGUUCAUAUCAAACCUUAUGACAGAUCCCACACUAACCCUCCAGUUACCAACGCUCGGAAGCUCAGGAUGGAGAUGGGCUUCCCAGUUUCUGUAUUUGCAUGUUCUGAUUCUCCCUACUCUGGCACAUUUUUUUUUCCAAAUACUGUUUGUGUUUAUGACUGUAAUAAUGGCGGUCACUACCAGUCGGUGCCGUAAUCGUGGGCUUCUCUUUUGAGGCCACAUGACACAAGCCAUCAUGACCCACAAACUUCUACAUUCCUACUUCAGGCAUCUUGAACUACACCUUGAACGCUUCGGUUAAAUAGAACCUGAAAAGAUCUGUAAUAAUUUAAACCAGCUUGGUCUUCCAGAUGGGCGAGGUUUAGAGCAUUUUCACAUUACUAAAUGUGAAAAUUCUAUGAAUGAGAAUGAGAAUUUCUUAUUCUAAGCCUACAUACGUUCCUUUUAUUGUCAAUCUUCUCUGCUAUACCAAGAAGGAAUAAUGGUUGCAAAUAUCAUUUCACUAUGUUAAAGGUCAGUAAGUGUUGUCCUGCACACCUGUUUGAAGCUUGACUUUACAUUUCUGAGAAAGACUGACAAUAAUUAAAUGUGAAAUUCAACAGGAAAUAAUUAGUAAGAUAUGUUAUAUAGCAAGAGUUCCAAAACGGAGAAUGUAUCCACAAUUUAACGAGUAUGAUUUUUACUUCGGUACAUGCCUCAAGUCCCUUUGUGCAAAUUAAAGUGAAAAGUUGGGAGAUUAAUGGUUAAAAUCACACUGACACCUGCAACUCACCUGAUGUAACAAUAACAUGAGAUUCUCCUCAAUGCUUCUGUGACAUUAAAAGGUAUUAAACUUGAGACCAGUCAUCGUGAAAAUACUCUAAUCUUAACGACUCACUCUGUUUUAACGUAAAACAGGUUGACACGUGUGCAGGGGUCACUGGAUGCCCGCCUGUGGGUUGGAGGAUGUUACAUAGGUAUACGUGCAUAGUAGUAAAGGCUCUUAGAGGGUCAGGUUUCCAUAUGUGGAUGGGAGUGUGAGACACACACUCUCAGAUACAUGCAAGGAAUCGGUUCUAGUUUUUGUUUUAUGAUUCUUAUUCAGUAGUCUGUGUUUUAUUAAGAGCUUUUGUUGAACUGUUUUGGUAAAUUGCACUGUUCUUGAACAAAGUGAGCAAGAGGGAGGAUGAUGAGAAUGCAAGAAAGAAAGAAAGUGAGAGCACAGAGCACUCAUCAUGUUUGCAGUGUGUUCAGUUUGUUAUUUCAGUAGCUUCUUCAUUAAAGAAAUUAAUGUGGGUGCACUUACUGUCAACAUUUACUUUAAGUUAUGGAUGAAGAGGGGGACAUCGAGGGAACAAGUUUCCCCAUCUUAUGGAACAUCAGGGAUGUGAUUUGUGUUUUUUUUUUUAUUUUGUUUUCUGAUUUUGUCAGAUUUAAAACUCUUUUGGGCUCUCAGCUCUGGAGAUCUGCCUUUUUUCUGUUCAUUAUCACAUCCCUGACAUCCUGGCUGUAAAUAUGACAAUAAACCUUUUUUUGUACCUAAA